AACUGCUUAACGUGGUGAUCAAUCAAAUGAAACGCUCCAAAUAUACUCCAAAAAAUCAAAAAAGAUCUACCUUUACCAUUUGAAUCGGAAUUCCAGUAUUUUACUGGGUCUCCGAUGAUCUUCUCCGAUACCCACCUCUCAUGCUGGCUUAUUGGGUCUUUUCCCUUCUGAUCCCCGGCCAUUAUCCCACUUCAAUGAAGAAUCCUUCUUCCCCUUCCACUUCCCAUCUCAUUCAAGCUCUGCUUCUCCUCUUCCUCUUCCUCGUCUCCAUCUAUAACUGUCUCCAGAACCUCCACUUCUCAACCAAAAUGACCAUAAAAACUGGCGCAAACCACGCCUGUGCAGCCUGCAAAUACCAGCGCCGCCGAUGCUCCAAGGACUGCGUCCUCGCCCCUUACUUCCCCGCUGACAAGGCCAAGCUCUUCCAGUACGCCCACCGUCUCUUCGGCGUCCACAACAUCAUGAAAAUCCUAAAACAAGUCCACGUCGAACAACAGGAGGAGGCCAUGCGAUCGAUCAUAUAUGAAUCCUACAUCCGUGCCAUCUACCCGGUCCAUGGCUGCUACGGUGCAAUCUGCCUCCUCAAUUUCCAACUUCAGCAAUCUAUCGAAGAGCUCCGGUACGUCCACACCCGGCUGGCGAUCUGUAAGGAGCAAUGCCAGUACCAAAUCCCUCCCUCCCCUGCCUCUUCUUCGUCACAACUUCGUUCAGACAUUUCGUCGAACGGUAAUCUUACUAUGCCUCUAAUGACACCCAGUAAUUUGUUCGUCGAAGCAGAUGAUGAUUUGGUAAAUAAGAUAUCGAGGGUUCAUUUAACCAACAGCAACAAUAUUAUGAACGAUGUGAUUCAGUCGUAUUAUUUAGAUUUCCCUCCUCAUCAAGAAAUAGUUUCCCAUGAUUACGAAGGUAUACCUUUUGAUUCCAUCAUGGACGACAGACAAUCUUAUAAUGAAUCCAGAGAAGCAGGAUUUGACUCAACAAGUGUGGAGUCAUCAUCAUUCAAGGAUGCAAAACAAUCGAUUGAACUUGUUACGGAGGAAGAACUCAAGAGUGCUGCUGCACGGCUCGGGUUGACUACCCUUAAUGAUUGAAAAUGAUUUUAUAUUUUAGAUUUAGCGAUAAUUUUUUUCUAUUCAAGAAACUUGAGUUUAUAAGUUUUGUUUACAAAUUUUAUUUUUAUUCUUUAGAUUUUUGUCUCCAAAAUGAUUCAUUUGUUCAUAUUUAAUUAGCUUAGUACUAAAUAAGAGAUGUAUUUCACAAUGCUGAUAAAGGAAAAAUUUUCUU
Molecule: messenger RNA, 1284 nt
Organism: Rubroshorea leprosula
Lineage: Eukaryota; Viridiplantae; Streptophyta; Magnoliopsida; Malvales; Dipterocarpaceae
Source: the annotation of a GenBank genome assembly